Messenger RNA from Cynocephalus volans (Philippine flying lemur), 9053 nucleotides. RefSeq names its product insulin like growth factor 2 receptor (gene IGF2R). NCBI's taxonomy places the organism in Eukaryota, Metazoa, Chordata, Mammalia, Dermoptera, Cynocephalidae. The transcript is spliced from 48 exons. The coding region runs from base 197 to 7684 and encodes 2495 amino acids. Gene Ontology annotation, cellular component: plasma membrane; late endosome. Gene Ontology annotation, molecular function: D-mannose binding; insulin-like growth factor binding; signaling receptor activity. The record is from RefSeq and is a predicted model, not a curated record. Gene Ontology annotation, biological process: lysosomal transport.
GUGACGCGGUUCCGGGGCCGCAGCCGAGCCCAGCCGAGCCGCGCUCUCCUCGGGCUCCUGCUCGGGCUGCUGCUCCGGCUCCCGCUCCGGCUCCACCUCCGCCUCCGCCCUGGCGGAGCGACCCUGUCCCGGGCGCGGCUCCCAGCAGCCGUGCACCGCUAGCCCCGCGCCCGCCGUGCUGCCCCGGCCCGGCGCGAUGGGGACCGCCGCCGGCCGGAGCGCCCACCUGGGGCCCGCGCCCGCCGGCCGCUCGCCGCGCUGCCUGCUCCUGCUGCAGCUGCUGCUGCUGCUCGUCGCGGCCCCGGGGGCCACGCAGGCCCAGGCCGUCGAGUUCCCCGAGCUGUGCAGUUAUACAUGGGAAGCUGUUGAUACCAAAAAUAAUAUACUUUAUAAAAUCAACGUCUGUGGAAAUGGUGCUCUUUCCCAGUGUGGGCCAUCGAGUGCUGUUUGCAUGCAUGACUUGAAGAAAAACAGCUACCGUUCAGUGGGUGACUCUCUUUUGAAAAGUGUAACCAGAUCUCUUCUGGAAUUCAACACAACAGUGAACUGUGAGCAGCAAAGCGCCAAUCACAGAGUCCAGAGUAGCAUCACCUUCCUGUGUGGGAAAACCCUGGGAACUCCUGAAUUUGUAACAGCAACAGAAUGUGUGCAUUACUUUGAGUGGAAGACCACUGCAGCCUGCAAGAAAGACAUAUUUAAAGCUAAUAAAGAGGUGCCAUGCUAUGCAUUUGAUGAGGAGCUGAGGAAGCACGAUUUAAAUCCCCUGAUCAAGAUUAGUGGUGGCUACUUGGUGGAUGACUCUGAUCCGGACACUUCUCUCUUUAUCAACGUUUGUAGAGACAUAGACUCACUGCGGGACUCCAGUCCACAGUUGCGUGGCUGUCCCUCUGGCACCGCUGCCUGCCUGGUAAGAGGAGACCAGGCGUUUGAUGUUGGCCAGCCCAAGGAGGGACUGAAGCUCGUGAGCAAGGACAGGCUUGUCCUGAGUUACAUGAAGGAAGAGGUAGGACAGCUAGACUUUUGUGAUGGUCACAGCCCAGCAGUAACUAUUACAUUUGUUUGCCCAUCACAGCGGAGAGAGGGUACCAUUCCCAAACUCACUGCUAAAUCCAAUUGCCGCUACGAAAUUGAGUGGAUUACUGAGUAUGCCUGCCACAGAGAUUACCUAGAAAGUAAAACCUGUUCUUUGAGCAGUGAGCAGCACGAUAUCGCCAUUGACCUCCGCCCACUCGCCCAGGACAGAGGUUUGCACUAUACUUCGGAUGGAAAAGAAUAUCUUUUUUAUAUGAACGUCUGUGGGGAAACUGUAGCACAGAUCUGUAAUAAGAAAGAAGCUGCAGUUUGCCAAGUGGAAAAGAGCGAUUCCACUCAAGUCAAAGUAGCAGGAAGAUACCAGAAUCAAACUCUGCGAUACUCUGACGGAGACCUCACCUUGAUAUAUUUUGGAGGCGAUGAAUGCAGCUCAGGCUUCCAGCGGAUGAGCGUCAUAAACUUUGAGUGUAAUAAAAAUGCAGGAAACAAUGGGACAGGGACUCCUGUAUUCACCGGAGAGGUGGAUUGCACCUACUUCUUCACCUGGGACACGAAGCACGCCUGUGUCAAAGAGAAGGAAGACCUCCUCUGCAGUGCCACCGACGGGAGGAAGCACUACGACCUGUCCAUGCUGGUUCGCCACUCAGAAUCGGAACAGAAUUGGGAAGCCGUGGAUGGCAGCGAGACAGAAACAGAAAAGAAGCAUUUCUUCAUUAACAUCUGUCACAGAGUGCUGCAGAAAGGCAAGGCCAUAGGCUGUCCUGAAGAUGCUGCUGUGUGCGCAGUAGAUAAGAAUAGAAGUAAAAAUCUGGGAAAAUUUGUCUCUCCUCCCACAAAAGAGAAGGGAAACAUUCAACUCUCUUAUUCAGAUGGUGAUGUUUGUGGUGUGGACCAGAAAAUAAAAACUAAUAUCACACUUGUGUGCAAGCCAGGCGAUCUGGAAAGUGCUCCAGUGUUGAGGAUGUCUGAGGACAGUGGUUGCUUCUAUGAGUUUGAGUGGCACACAGCUGCCGCCUGCGUGCUGUCCAAGACGGAGGGAGACAAUUGUACGGUCUUUGAUGCCGAGGCAGGGUUUUCUUUUGAUUUGUCACCUCUCACAAAGAAAAAUGGUGCCUAUAAAGUUGAGACGACCAAGUAUGACUUUUACAUAAAUGUUUGUGGUGCGGUGUCUGUGGACUCCUGUCAGCCAGACUCAGGAGCCUGUCAGGUAGCAAAAAGUGAUAAGAAGACUUGGAACUUGGGACUGAGUAAUGCUAAGCUUUCAUAUUAUGAUGGGAUGAUCCAGUUGAACUACAAAGAUGGUACGCCCUAUAAUAAUGAAAAGCACACACCCAGAGCCACACUCAUCACUUUCCUUUGUGAUCGAGACGCUGGAGUAGGUUUCCCUGAAUAUCAGGAAGAGGAUAAUUCUACCUACAACUUCCGGUGGUACACCAGUUACGCCUGCCCCGAGGAGCCCCUGGAGUGUGUGGUGACUGACCCCUCCACGUUGGAGCAGUAUGAUCUCUCCAGUCUAGCAAAAUCUGAAGGUGGUCGUGGAAGAAACUGGUAUGCCAUGGACCACUCUGGGCCACAUAUCACGUGGAGGAAAUACUACAUAAAUGUGUGUCGGCCCCUGAACCCUGUGCCCGGCUGUGAUCGUAAUGCUUCGGCUUGCCAGAUGAGAUAUGAGAAAGAUCAAGACUCCUUCGUCGAGGCCAUCUCCGUCAGAAACUUGGGCGUUGCCAAGACUGGGCCGGUGGUUGAGGACCGUGGCAGCCUCCUGCUGGAGUACGUGAAUGGCUCGGCCUGCACCACCAGCGACGGCAGGCGGACCCGCUACGCCACCAGGAUCCACCUCGUUUGCUCCAGGGGCAGCCUGAACACCCAUCCCAUCUUUUCUCUCAACUGGGAGUGUGUGGUCACUUUCCUGUGGAAUACAGAGGCUGCCUGUCCCAUCCAGACAAUGACUGACACAGACCAGGCUUGCUCUAUAAGAGAUCCCAACAGUGGAUUUGUGUUUAAUCUCAACCCACUAAACAGUUCUCAAGGAUACGUGGUCUCGGGCAUUGGGAAGACUUUCGUGUUUAAUAUCUGUGGCACGAUGCCGGUCUGUGGGACCGUCGAUGGAAAACCAGCUUCUGGCUGUGAGGCAGAAACCCAGAUAGAAGACCUGAAGAAUCUGAAGCCGGAAAGACCAGUUGGAUUUGAGAAAAGCCUCCAGCUGUCCACAGAGGGCUUUAUAACUCUGACCUACAAAGGGCCUCUUUCCACUGCCACAGGCACUGCUGAUGCUUUCAUCAUCCGCUUUGUUUGCAAUGAUGAUGUUUACCCAGGAACCUCAAAAUUCCUGCAUCAGUACAUCAGCUCUGGGCAGGGCAUCCGCAACACUUUCUUUGAGUUUGAAACUGCGUUAGCCUGUGUCCCUUCUCCGGUGGAUUGCCAAGUGACCGACCCAGCUGGAAACGAGUAUGAUCUCAGUGGCUUAAGCACAGUCAGGAAGCCUUGGACUGCUGUUGACACCUCAGUUGAUGGAAAAAAGAGGACUUUUUACCUGAGCGUCUGCAAUCCUCUGCCUUACAUUCCCGGGUGUGGUGGCAGUGCAGUGGGGUCCUGCUUGGUAUCAGAAGACAACAGCUGGAACCUGGGGGUGGUACAGAUCAGUCCACAAGCCGCGGCCAACGGGUCCCUGAGUAUCGUGUAUGUCAAUGGAGACAAGUGUGGGAACCAGCGCUACUCCACCAGGAUAACGUUCGAAUGUUCUCAGAUAGCGGGAUCACCAACGUUUCAGCUCUUGGAUGACUGUGAGUACGUGUUUGUCUGGAGAACGGUGGAAGCCUGUCCUGUUGUCAGAGUGGAAGGAGACAAUUGUGAGGUCAAAGACCCACGGCACGGCAAUGUGUAUGACCUGAAGCCUCUGGCCGUCAAUGACACCAUCGUGCUUGCCGGCGAGUACACCUACUACUUCCGGGUCUGUGCGAAGCUGUCCCCAGGCAUCUGCCCCACCAGUGACAGGUCCAAGGAGGUGUCAUCCUGUCAGGAAAAGCGGGGACCACAGGGAUUUCAGAAAGUGGCAGGUCUCCUUACUCAGAAGCUGACUUAUGAAAAUGGGUUGUUAAAAAUGAACUACACCGGGGGGGACACUUGCCAUAAAGUGUACCAGCGCUCUACAACCAUCUUUUUCUACUGCGACCGCAGCACCCAGAAGCCGGUAUUUCUAAAGGAGACCUCAGAUUGUUCCUACUUGUUUGAAUGGCGAACACAGUAUGCCUGCCCACCUUUCCAGGUGACCGAAUGUUCAUUCAAAGACACGGCGGGCAAUCCCUUCGACCUCUCAUCCCUGUCAAGGUACAGUGACAACUGGGAAGCCAUCACCAGGACAGGGGCCACUGAGCACUACCUCAUCAACGUUUGCAAGUCUCUGGCUCCACAGGCUGGCACUGAGCCCUGCCCUCCUGAGGCGGCAGUGUGUCUGCUGAAUGGCUCCAAGCCCUUGAACCUGGGCCAGGUGAGGGAUGGGCCGCAGUGGAGAGAUGGCAUAACCAUCCUGAAGUACGUUGACGGCGACUCGUGUCCAGACCAGAUUCGGAAAAGGUCGACCACCAUCCGAUUCACCUGCAGCGAGACCCAAACGAACUCUAGGCCCAUGUUCAUCAGUGCCGUGGAGGACUGUGAGUACACCUUCUCCUGGCCCACGGCCGCUGCUUGUCCUGUGAAGAGCAAUGUGCACGACGACUGCCAGGUCACCAACCCUAGCACAGGACACCUGUUCGAUCUGACCUCCUUAAGUGGCAGAACUGGGUUCACGGCUGCGUACAGCGAGAAGGGGCUCGUCUUCAUGAGCAUCUGCGAGGAGAAUGAGAACUGCUCUCCCGGAGUGGGGGCCUGCUUCGGACAGACCCGGAUCAGUGUGGGCAAGGCCAACAAGAGGCUGAGCUAUGUGGAUCAGGUCUUACAGCUGGUCUAUGAGGACGGCUCCCCUUGUCCCUCCAAAUCUGGCCUGAGCUACAAGAGUGUCAUCAGCUUUGUGUGCAGGCCCGAGGCCAGGCCGACCAACAGGCCCAUGCUUAUCUCACUCGACAAGCAGACUUGCACACUCUUCUUCUCGUGGCACACACCUCUGGCCUGCGAACAAGCGACGGAAUGUUCUGUGAGGAAUGGAAGCUCUAUUAUUGACUUGUCCCCUCUCAUCCACCGCACUGGUGGUUAUGAAGCAUACGACGAAAGUGAGGACGAUGACUCCGACACUGACCCUGACUUCUACAUCAACAUUUGCCAGCCGCUUAACCCUAUGCAUGGGGUGGCUUGUCCUGCUGGAUCCGCUGUAUGCAAGGUUCCCAUUGAUGGUCCCCCAAUAGAUAUUGGCCGGGUUGCAGGACCUCCAAUACUCAAUCCAGUAGCGAAUGAAAUUUACUUGAAUUUUGAAAGCAGUACACCUUGCUUAGCGGACAAGCAUUUCAACUACACCUCACUUAUUGCAUUUCACUGUAAGAGAGGCGUGAGCAUGGGCACUCCUAAGCUGCUAAGGACCAGCGAGUGUGACUUUGUGUUCGAGUGGGAGACGCCAAUCGUCUGUCCUGAUGAAGUGAGGACUGAGGGCUGCGCUCUGACGGACGAGCAGCUGCUCUACAGCUUUAACCUGUCCAGCCUUUCCACGAGCACCUUUAAGGUGACUCGAGACUCGCGCACAUACAGUGUGGGGGUGUGCACCGCGGCGGCUGGGCUGGACCAAGGAGGCUGUAAGGAUGGAGGCGUCUGUCUGCUCUCCAGGAGCAAGGGGGCGUCUUUUGGACGGCUGGCAUCCAUGACACUGGAUUACAGGCACCAGGACGAAGCAGUCAUUUUAAGUUACAUGAAUGGUGAUAGUUGCCCUCCAGAAACUGAUGCAGGUGAGCCCUGUGUCUUUCCCUUCAUAUUCAACGGGAAGAGCUACGAGGAGUGUGUGGUGGAGGGAAGAGCAAAGCUGUGGUGUAGCACAACCGCCAACUACGACAGAGACCACGAGUGGGGCUUUUGCAAACACUCAAACAGCCACCGGACGUCUACUAUUAUAUUUAAGUGCGACGAAGAUGAGGACAUUGGAAGGCCACAAGUCUUCAAUGAAGUUCGUGGGUGCGAGGUAACGUUUGAGUGGAAGACGAAAGUUGUCUGCCCUCCAAAGAAGAUGGAGUGCAAGUUCAUUCAGAAGCACAAGACCUACGACUUGCGGCUACUGUCCUCUCUCACGGGGUCCUGGACCUUCGUCCAUGAAGGAAACUCGUACUAUAUAAAUUUAUGUCAGAAAAUAUAUAAAGGGCCCCCUGACUGCCCUGAAAGAGCCAGCAUAUGCAAAAGGAGCGCAUCUGGUGACGUACAGGUCUUGGGACUUGUUCACACGCAGAAGCUGGAUGUCAUAGAUGACAGAGUUGUUGUCACUUACUCAAAAGGGUAUCCAUGUGGUGGGAAUAAGAUUGCCUCCUCCGUGAUAGAACUGACCUGUGCAAAGACGGUGGGCUCACCUGCAUUCGAGAGGUUUGACAUCGACAGCUGCACGUACUACUUCAGCUGGGACUCCCGGGCCGCCUGCGCUGUGAAGCCUCAGGAGGUGCAGAUGGUGAACGGAACCAUCACCAAUCCUAUAAAUGGCAAGAGCGUCAGCCUUGGGGAUAUUUAUUUUAAGCUAUUCCACGCCUCUGGGGACAUGAGAGCCAACGGGGACAGCUACCUGUACGAAAUCCAGCUUUCCUCCAUUACAAAAUCCACAAACCCUGCGUGCUCUGGAGCCAGUAUAUGCCAGGUUAAGCCUAAUGAUCAUCGCUUUAGUAGGAAAGUUGGAACUUCCGAUAAAACCAAGUACUACUUUCAAGACGGUGACCUUGAUGUCGUGUUUUCCUCCUCCUCUAAGUGUGGAAAAGAUAAGACCAGGUCUGUCUCUUCCACCAUCUUCUUCCACUGCGACCCUCUGGUGAAGGACGGGAUCCCCGAAUUCAGUCAUGAGACCGCCGACUGCCAGUACCUCUUCUCUUGGUACACCUCGGCCGUGUGUCCUCUGGGGGUGGGCUUUGACAGCGAGAAUGCUGAUGGAGGCGGGCAGGAGCACCAGGGGCUCUCAGAGAGGAGCCAGGCCGUCGGGGCUGUCCUCAGCCUGCUGCUGGUGGCCCUCGUGGGCUGUCUGCUGGCCCUGCUGCUCUACAAGAAGGAGAGGAGGGAGACAGUGAUGACUAAGCUAACCAAUUGCUGCAGAAGAAGUUCAAACGUGUCCUACAAAUACUCGAAGGUAAACAAGGAAGAAGAGACUGAGGAGAACGAGACAGAGUGGCUGAUGGAGGAAGUCCAGCCACCGGCGCCGACACUGGCGAAGGAGGGGCAGGAGAACGGCCACAUCACCACCAAGUCUGUGCAGGCCGAGGCCCUCAGCUCCCUGCACGGGGACGACCAGGACAGCGAGGAUGAGGUUCUGACCAUCCCAGAGGUGAAGGUUCACCCGGGCCGAGGAGCUGGGGCAGACAGCUCGCACCCGGGCGCAACCCCCCCACGGAAGGCCCCGAGGGAGCGGGAGGACGGGAGGCCGGGGCUGGUCAGAGGGGAGAAGGGGAGGAGAGGGAAGCCCAGGCCUGGACAGCCGAAGACCAGGAGCUCCACCCAGCUGGUGUCCUUCCACGAUGACAGCGACGAGGACCUCCUGCACAUCUAACUCCGCGGUGCCUGCCAGAGAGCGUGGAGCGGUGGGACAGCCAAGCACCUCCAACCAAAUAAGACUUCAACUCGACAAUGCUUCUAUAAUUUUGCCUUUAACAAAAACUGUUUCAAAAGGGAAGAGUUUUUGUGAUGGGGGAGAGGGGGAGGGAGGCCCGGCGCCGCUCCUUCCUGAUUGUUUACAGUCAUUGGAAUACGGCAUUGCUCAAAUGGCCAAAGGGCGGCACCUCGUGCCCAGGGUUUUGCCCAAGUCCUUGUGUAAGGCGUCGCUGCGUGCGCCCCUUGCUGCAGAGGGCUAUGUGCAAAAAAACCCUUGCUGCUUUAGGCCCUGUAGGGUAUUUGACCAUUAUAUUUUAGCAUUUUAAUUCUCUCCCCUAUUUAUUGACUUUGACAAUUACUCAGGUUUGCAAAAAAGGAAAAAAGAAAACAGCAGUUUCUUCUUGCGGCAGGGGGUAACGCGCCGGUUCAUCUGCUGCAAGGAGGGGAAGCUGUCGUGGGCUGGGGCAGCUGCUCACGGAAUUUUAAACUGGCAUUCGCGUGUCCCCUGGGUUGGAGUACUCCAUCUGUCUUUUCUUUUUUGCUUUCCGUUUCUUAAGGGCACACGUGUGUGCACACACACAUGCGCAUGCACAGGGUCUCCGAGUGCCUAGGUUUUGGAGGGUUCACCUGUUCUAUGCCUUUAGUCAGGAAUGGCUGCAGCUUCUUGCAUGACGCCUUCAAUCCUAGGUGGACAGAGCACAUUUGUCAGUAUUUCUUUAGCUGGCUGGUACAUUCAAACAACCCACCCAAAGAUUGAUUUUUGUGUGUGUGUGAGUUGAGUUGAGGUGUCAGAGGAAAUAACUGUUUUCUAGAUAUGGGGUGUAGGGUCUCAUCUCUUCAGGUUCUCAUGAUACCACCUUUACUGUGCUUAUUUUUUUUUAAGAAAAAAGUGUUUAUCAACCAUUCGACCUAUAAGAAGCCUUAAUUUGCACAGCGUGUACUUACGGGAAGUGCAUGAGUAAUGGCGGGCCAGGGUCUCACCCGUGGCGUUGCACGUGGGUCAAGCUCAAGGGAGGCCGAGGUUGUGACUCACAGUGUCGCAGCAUGAAGGGCAGCCCCGGGGUCUCCCAUGGCUGCCAACUCCUUUCUUGACGUGUUUAAUGGAUGACUUUUCUCGCAUUAUAGAAUUGUAUAUAGACUCAAUGGUAUUCAUAUACUGAAAAGCGAACCGCCCUACGAGAAUUCCUUGAUUUGUAUCUGGUUUGCCUGGCUUAUUUGAUUUCAACAUGAAGUGUAUUUUUUAAAAUUGAUUUUUCUCUUCAUUUUUUUCAAUCAACUUUACUGUAAUAUAAAGUAUUCAGCAAUUUCAAUAAAAGAUAAAUUAUUAA